Procambarus clarkii (red swamp crayfish) is the source of this 2456-nucleotide messenger RNA. RefSeq lists its product as uncharacterized. NCBI's taxonomy places the organism in Eukaryota, Metazoa, Arthropoda, Malacostraca, Decapoda, Cambaridae. The record is from RefSeq and is a predicted model, not a curated record.
GCUGGCUCAGGUACAGGCGUACCCACUCUUCAAACAGCUGACAGUGCCACAUUACACAGUGGGGGGAUCAGUAAGAUCUCUCUCACGCUUCCUCCAGUUACUUUCACUAAUAUUCACUCCAUAACACUCUUCCCCCGUCUCCCAAUGAAGAUAUGUGAGAGAUGAGACCAUAUUAGCCUGCUAAUGCACUGCAACAAAUACACGUAUGUUCGUUGAGAAUAAGAGUGGCAAGGCAAAGGGCAACACCAAACUAAAGGAUCUGAGGGACAAGGUAUGGACGUGCGUCGGUGUGUGUUGCAGAUGGCGAUAGUGGUCGUCUCCUCCUUCAUCAUAUUGUAUUACCUGGGCAGCUACAGCACUGCCUCCUCCUGGAGCCUCCCAGCCCCCAAGCCCUGUGGUGUUGCCUGCACUGUGGAGGAGUCCCCCCACUUCGUGCUCCACACGCCGGCUUGCAUCAUCCCAGACUUCGACCCUAAUCACCCGAGCAUCGUGCAGUUCAUGAAGACUGAGAACGGGAAGGUGGUGUGCUCGACUCGACGCCCGCUCACGGAGACCAAGGGGCUGGUCCUUCGAGCCUUCCCAGACCGCGCUGGGGACUAUCAGGUCACCUGGGCUUCCAUUAACUGCUCCUACCAGGGCAUCAGGAGGAUCCAGCAAGACCCCAACAGAUACAAUACGAACUGUGAUAAAGAUUCCAGGGUGAAGGAAAGCGUUAUUCCCAUAACAAGGUGGGAGACUGCCAUACAGGAGGACGGUAUACUUGUGAGGUGCACACAUAACAACACACUCAUCUACAAGAAUGUGCACUACUUCCUGCAGCCCAACAGAGUUCAGGACAAGCGAGACCAGUUUCAGAAGGCGCACGGGACGCGACAGCCACGCAAGGACAAGUUGAGUGUCAUUAUAAUGGGAACAGACGCUGUGUCCAGGGGCAACCUGAGACGUCAUAUGCCUAUGACCUUUCAGUACCUCAAACACAGCCUUGAAGCCAUUGACCUCCAGGGCUUCAACAAGGUCGCCGACAACACAGAUCCGAAUAUGAUGGCCGCCCUGAUGGGGAUGACCUACGAUGAACUAAUGAAACAUCCUUGUCAACCAAAGAAGAAUGCCAAGUUUGACGACUGUCCCCUGAUCUGGAAGGAAUUCUCCAAGCAAGGUUACGCCACUGCCUACGGAGAGGACGCGCCAUGGAUGGGUUUGUUUCAUUAUGGGAAAGUUGGAUACGUUAAAGAACCAACAGAUUACUACAACAGGCCAUAUUUCUUAAUAUCCGAGAAGGAAAUAAGCCAUAACGCAGAUAUUGGGUCGUCCAAUGGAAAAAUUUGCCAGGGAUAUAAUCUGAGUAUGAGUGUCAUCCAUGAUUACUCGCUCUCCGUGGCUGAGGCUCUGCAAGAUAUCCCAUACUUCGGGUAUUACUGGUCAGCUUCUCUCACUCACGAUUACCUAACUAUGGCUAAGAGUGCGGACGAACCUUCGCUCAAGUACCUCCAGGAAAUAUAUAGCAAAGGUUACCUCGAGCACACAAUCCUCUUCUUCAUCAGUGACCACGGACAGCGGUGGGGGGACUUCAGGUCCACGUACGCCGGGAUGCUUGAAGAAAGAUUGCCAUACGUUAUGAUUGUGUUUCCUCCAUGGUUUAAGGACCAGUACCCCGAGGCCUGGGCCAACCUGCUCACCAACACUCGAAGGCUCACAUCAACCUUUGACAUCUACGUCACCCUGCUGGACAUCCUGUCCCAGGCAUAUCAACACCUCUCAUCAGAACCCACAGCAUCCGUGCACGGUCAAAGCCUGUUCCGGGAGGUGCCGCUGGAGAGGACAUGCAAGGAUGCCUCGGUCAGCGAACACUUCUGCGCCUGCCAGCUGACGACGGAGGUGGACGCUACGGACAAGCGGCUCAAAACGGUCGGCCAGUUCGUGGUGCGACAGCUUAACAAAGGACUCAACGCUUUUCCUCAGUGCGUCCCGCUCAAGCUCGAGAGGGUGUUGCGGGGACGCCUGGGCACAGCGAGCAACAGCACCGUGCCCCGAGACACUGAGAGCGUCGCCAUCACUUACAGUGUUGCCAUCGUCACCAGCCCAGGCGAGGCUGAACUUGAAGCAACAGUCAAGUACCACAUAAGACAGCAUGAGCUGGUCAGCGACGUCUCGCGGAUAAACCAGUAUGGUAACCAGAGCCACUGUACCACUGACCCCGUCUACAGGAAGUACUGCUACUGUAGGGACAUGCUGCCCAAGGCCACCUGAAACUUCACUAAUUGGACUUAUUUAAAAUUUUCUAUCUCAUUUCUUGAUCGAAGAAGUGGAAGGAAAUGUCUUCUGAACAAGAGAAGUGUGAGCUGUUUUCAAGCAUGCAGUUAUUAUUAAAAGGUGUUUAUUAAUGACGAUUGGAGAGAUAAUCUGAUAUAUUGCUCAAUGCCCACCCUCUUCCAACAAAUAAAAUAUAUAUUUAUAUA